AUGCUAAUCUUGCAAGAUUUGUGUAUACCACUAGAAGUUGCACAAAAAGGCAAACCAUUUACAGAUGUUUCAUCCUCCAAAAAGAUUCUAGAAAGUUCUAGUAGUAUUUUGAGACUUAAAAAUAAUGUCAGUUGGACAACAGAGGCAAGCUUGGAGUCAGAAAACUUUGACAAGGUUGAAAAUUUUGUAACGAAGUCUAAAGCGUCUUCUUUCAGAGAUAACGUAGGUUCUUUAGAAUCUUUUCAAGCGCUGGAGACUUCUGAUAGGGGAGAUUAUCCCAGAGUAGAGAGUUUAGCGAGUCACACAGCUUCUGCUCUUAGUGGGUUUGAGAGUUUACUUAGAGAUUUAACUUCUGAAGAACCAAAUGGAUCUACGCUCACUAACAAAUCUAGUAGCUCUGACAGUAAUGCUCAUACCACAUCUUCCACCGCUGAAAAGUAUGCGUAUAUCAUGUCUGAAUCAACAACCGGCUUGUCUAGCAACGAAACUUACAACAUUAAUCGGAUCAAUGAAUCAUUUGAUACAACACUGGGAAAUAUCAAUAAAAAUAACAAAAUCAUAUUGAAUAGUACAGACAAUAACUUGACUUUAUUUUUAUCAACCAAUACUGAAGCUGAGCGCUCUUCGAGAUAUGAAAAUUUUACAUCGACACUUUUACUUAAAUACAGUUGUCCAUUUAGAUGCAAUAAAGGUCAGAUGUCUAAAAGUGCUGGAUUCGUGGGUGGUGAAGAAAGUCUGAGUCACUAUUGUCGCUACUGCAAGUGCGAAAAACAAAAAUGCGAAGUUUACGACAUGUGCUGUCCAGAUUUUUCUGAACCUUAUCUUAACCAGUCCAAGAGCUUGCUCAAUCUAAAUGAAAGUGUUAGCAACUUUACUUCAGGGAAAGAAAGAUUCCGAAUCGAUUGCAAGCCUGAUCAACCCAUGAUGAUUAGAUCCUGCCAGCCCAGAACAGAGUCCAACAUGACAGUGGUUGAACUCUGCGAGUCAGACAGACUUAUCAACGUAGAAACUGUGACGGCUGUUUUCGACAACGUUACUAAGGGAGGCAUCCUACCCGAACAAAGAGAGUCCCUCACCACUUUCCUUCUCAACUUUGACGCUGAUUCGUACAUGGCGCCCGAAGAGCCCGGAACUCCCCUUGUGUUUUAUCGUGCUUAUUGCAGCGCAGGGGAAUGGUCGAGUCCAGAUUUUCAGCAAUGGCUGAGCAAGUUAAAUGUCGAGUACAACAUUACAGCAGACGUCUUCAAUUUGACAUCUCAUUGCCAAGAUGUUUCAUUGUACUUUACUGCUUCCCCGUGUAAGGUGAAACUUAACGCCAGAUUGCUGGGUCCAGACAAUGUCUCAAGAGAUGAGUUUGAAUCUUUGGUUCUGGAGUACUUUGUAAAUGGUUCAAUAACUUUGGAAGAAGAACUAGGUGCAUAUUUUACCUUAGAAACUUUGUACACAACAUCUUGGAAGUCUGCGCUUGUAGAUUUUAUUACAAUGAAUGAAAGUGUACUUGAUGUCUCAAGGGACAGUACCUAUAUAAAAAGCGCUAAAUACGGAAGUAAAAUUGCUGAAGAAUUGCUCAUAGAAAUGACUAACCUACUCAGAUGUGGUCACGUGACCUUCAACAAGUCUGAAUACCUGCUAAAUGUGCUUGGAAGCGGUUUGCUUUCAGAGUUUAAGUUGACUAUUAAUCUUAACGUCACAAAAGUGACACUUUCAGAGGCUAAAGAUCUAAACUACAUCCUCCUAGAGGAGAGCGGAGAAUUGAAAGUGUGCCUGGAGAUUCUGGAGAACAAACUGAAGGAGAUUCAAGAAGCGAACAAGUUUUGGAGACGAAAUUCUAAUGCUGCUCUGUACGUCGUAAGCCUAACGUGUUCAGUGGUGUCACUUGUCUGUCUUGUAUUAACGAUUUCGACAUAUCUCAUACAUCCCGUUUUGAGAACCUUCGCAGGCAAGAACAACAUGAUGCUGUCACUGAGUCUUCUGUUGGCGCAGACAUCUCUUCUAGCAGCUGCCCAUAUGGAAUAUACGGGCAACGUUUGCACUUUUCUGGGCAUGUCAACUCACUUCCUUUGGCUGUGGAUGUUCUCGUGGACUUUCAUCUGUAGCCUGGACAUGUUCCUGGUGUUCACUGCCAAGACUCGCAGAUCCUGCUGUGAAAAUGAGUUCAAGUCCUUCAUCAAGCGAUGUCUCAUCUCUGUAGUCUUGCCCAUGACAGUAGUUUCUGUUGUAGUGGUGGUCACUUACAUCCGAACCAGUGGUCAAGAUAUCGGUUAUGGAUCAAUGAGAUGCUAUUUGGAUUCAAUUGUUUCUACUGGUGUCGCAUUAGCCGGUCCUCUCUUCACCAUUGUCUUCUGUAAUACAAUCUUCUUCGUCACUACCGUUGUCAAGAUACACAAAGUUCGACAACUCAAGACAUCUGACUUGAAGAAGGAGGAACAGAGUGAUCUCAUUGUCUACGUCAAGUUGUCGGCCAUGACAGGCGUCUUUUGGCUUCUGGCUACAAUCGCACAAGUGUCACAAAACAAGUAUUUUCAGUUCAUCGUUGAGCCAAUCAACGGACUCCAAGGUGUUUAUAUCUUCAUGUCUUACGUCUGCAACAGACGUGUGCUCAGGUUGUUCCUUCGUAAGGAAGAGGUCAAGGCCACGAAAACCAGCUCCAUGUCUGUAACGACAAAGGAAACAGAGAAACAGAACUAAGAGCGUUGCUUGUUUUUGUGAAACGUUAUUAGCCCAGAAAUUUGGUCUUAAAUUGAGGUUUAAUUAACAUUGUGUUCGCACAGUUUCAAAUCAAUAGAAAUCUACCCUGACAUCUGAAUAAAUUAUUGAUUUU
Biomphalaria glabrata is the source of this 2821-nucleotide messenger RNA. RefSeq lists its product as uncharacterized. Bases 1 to 2688 code for a protein of 895 amino acids. Gene Ontology annotation, molecular function: G protein-coupled receptor activity. Gene Ontology annotation, biological process: cell surface receptor signaling pathway; G protein-coupled receptor signaling pathway. The record is from RefSeq and is a predicted model, not a curated record. The transcript has 7 exons. Lineage: Eukaryota; Metazoa; Mollusca; Gastropoda; Planorbidae. Gene Ontology annotation, cellular component: membrane.